AUGAUUUCGUCUCCAGUUGUGCAUCCUGUGUCAGAUCCAGCGAUAGUUGGACUCGGAGAGUGGCAUAGUAAAAUUCUAUGGGUUUAUGAUGAGAAAAAAAUUUCGCGCCAUAAAAAGACCGGGGUAGUCGUAAGAGUUAUGAGUCUCCUCGCACUAUCUCCGACAAAAUCUCUCAGUGAGAUAGAUGAACAAUCCGUUGGAAGUGUGUGCAGAGCACUGCAAGCUGUCAAAUUGCUAUAA
Molecule: messenger RNA, 240 nt
Organism: Plasmopara halstedii
Lineage: Eukaryota; Oomycota; Peronosporomycetes; Peronosporales; Peronosporaceae
Exons: 2
Coding region: 1-240 (79 amino acids)
Source: RefSeq, a predicted model, not a curated record